Molecule: messenger RNA, 1040 nt
Organism: Adineta steineri
Lineage: Eukaryota; Metazoa; Rotifera; Eurotatoria; Adinetida; Adinetidae
Source: the annotation of a GenBank genome assembly
UAUAUGUACUCACCUCUCCUCUAAUGCAGCUGCUAUUGAAGACAUGGUUGGUACAAGAUUAGGUGUUAUUUGUGAAACUUUAUCCUUGUCUGUUUUUGGCUUCGUACUUGGCCUUUUUUUCAACUGGCAAUUAACAAUAAUUAUAGGUAUUCCUUUCGUUCUCCUGUUGAUCAUCAGUAUUAUCCAAAUACGGUUGAGUUCAUGGUUAAAAACACAAUCGGAUCUCAUUUACUCUCAAGCUAGCACGGUAAAAUCAUCUUGUUAUCCCUAAUCUUUUAAUGUAUAAUAGAAUUAUGUUAUUAUAUAUAUUAUUUGAUGAAAUGAUUAUUAAAUGUUCAUUUUAUGUUUUGUCUUUUUUAGCUUGCUGUUGAAGUUAUUACCAAUAUGCGUACAGUAAAACAGUUAUCAAUGGAACAUGAAGUUUCACGACAAUAUACGAAUAUGGUUGAUCAAGUAUUAAUAAUGUUUUGGAAACCUGAGGCAAUGUUUUCAAUAGUACUUGGAUUGUACUGGGCGAUGGACUCAGCAACUUUGGGACUUUUGUAUUGGCGUGCUUUGGUUCUUGUUGAAAAAAACGAAAUGGACAUGAGCGAUGUUGUUAUGAUAUCUGCUUUUGGAAUGUUUGCAUUAGAAGCACUAAAAAUGGUUGGAAUGUUAGCCGAACGUAUUGGUAAAUCAUUUGCUGCUGCUCACGCAUUUUUUGAUUUAUUUGAUCGAACACCAACUAUUGAUAAUGGAUCGAAUAAAGGACAAGAAUUGACUAAUUUUAGUGGAGAAACAGACUUUAAUCAAGUUAAAUUUGUUUAUCCAAGUCGUCCAGCAGUUCUUGUUCUUAAUAAACUUCAAUUAUCUAUUAAAUCAGGUCAACGUAUAGCUCUAGUUGGUGCAUCCGGAUGUGGAAAAUCAACAAUCGUUCAGUUAUUAGAACGAUUUUAUGAUGUUACACAUGGAGAAUUGCUUCUUGAUGGUGUUGAUAUUCGAAAAUUAAAUCUCCAAUGGCUUCGUUCUCGUUUGGGUGUUGUUAGUCAAGAACCAGUUUU